Messenger RNA from Columba livia (rock pigeon), 1672 nucleotides. RefSeq names its product collagen alpha-1(III) chain-like. The coding region runs from base 1 to 1464 and encodes 487 amino acids. Lineage: Eukaryota; Metazoa; Chordata; Aves; Columbiformes; Columbidae. The transcript is spliced from 2 exons. The record is from RefSeq and is a predicted model, not a curated record.
AUGACCCGAUACCGGCACCCCGGCCGCCCCGGGGCUUCAGUGAGGCCCGGCACGGCUCUGCCGGGGUCCCGCUCACACGCACCGGCAAGGCCCGGCCUGGCCUGGUCCCGGCCCUGGGCCGACCAAGGGGGCUCGGCGGGACGCGGGGCUCCCGGCGAGGGCGUUUCCAGCCCCGCUCCUCACCAAAUUUUGGGGGAAACAGGACUCGCAGACAAGGGGGGGCGGAUCCUCCGGGGAAGGAGGGAGCGGGCCGAGGCGGGCGGAGCGAGCGGCUGCCGGCGGCUCGGGGCGGGGGAAGGGGAGGCGGGUAACGGCAACGGGGGCGCUCCUGGAAGCGGCAGCGCUGGGUGCCCGGACCCUCCCGGGGGCGGGCGAUUCGCUGAGGCCCAGGAACCGGCGGCGGCCGGCGGUGAGGCAGCGGGAGGGCAGGGCGGACUCGCCGGGCCAGGGGCUACGAGCAGGCGGGCUGGGGGCGCCGUGCCUGCCCCAGGAGCGCGGCAAAGCGGCGGCUGGGCGGGCAAAGAGGCGGUUGGGCACUCGGUCGGUCACUCAGUCACUCACCCGUGUGGCGGGUGGGGCGCCGGGGAGAGGAGCAGCUCGGGCACACCCCCACCCCCCCGUCACCGCCGGUCGCUCACGGCCGCUCGCUCGCCGGGACCGUCCCUUUCAUUCGGGGCAGGGGACGCUGCGCCGCCGCCGCCGCCGCCGAGCGCAAGCACGCACGCACGCACGCACGCAGGAGCGGACGGACGCACGCACGCACGGCGCGCUCGGACCGCGACGGCGCGACGCUGCGGGGCGGUGCCCGAUUGGCGGCGCGGCGGGAGCACGCCGGGCCCGCGCGGCCUCCUGCGCACGCGCGCCACCGCGCGCCUUCCCCUCCCCUUCUCCGCGAGGGCCGGAGGCGGGAGAGCCGGGAAACGGAAAGGGGCGGGGCCGGGGGCUCUGCGCCUGCGCAGUUCUCACCCGCAGCCGUUGGAGGUGGGGGGGGCGAGUGCUGGGAUCGCGCAGACACAGUCGCUCUCAGGCGCGCGGUGCGGCCUGUGCGCAUGCGCAGAGCGCCUCGAGGCGGGCGGUAGCGCUCAGGGGGCGCGUGCGCGGGUCCUCAGGGCGGAGCCUCUCGGGCCUGCCCCGGCCCCGGCGUUCGGGGGGACACGGCGGGUGGUGCCCGCGGAGAAUGGGCUGUGCUGGCCCAGCGAGUGCGCGUGUAGAGUCAUAGAAUCAUUCCCGUUGGAAAACGCCCUCAAGAUCGUCGAGUCUGACUUAACAGUGGCACUAAACCACGUCCCGGAGAACCACAUCUACACGUCUUCUAAACCCCUCCAGGGAUGCUGUCUCCACCACUGCCCUGGGCAGCCUGUUCUAGUGCCUGACAAACACUUCUGGGCAGCACCUCCAGGGCUUCCUUAUAGAGAGGACCCCAGAACUGCGGUGGCUCGUGGCCGUGUGACAAGCUGUCUGUGAGGAAGCAAGAGAAGUCACGGUUCCCUUCGCUGCCCCGCUGGGAGUUCACGCUGUCCUCAGGGUUACUGGGAGGGGAAGAGAAACCUGGGCUUUAGCCACAGCUCCUUGGGCACAGCCGUAAAAGCAGGGCUUUGGACCACCAAAAUAAACCCCAGUUUUGCUAAAUGUGCUGAGGCAGCAGAACAAGGCCUCAGGCAGAAGGAUUAUG